Funneliformis caledonium is the source of this 825-nucleotide messenger RNA. NCBI's taxonomy places the organism in Eukaryota, Fungi, Glomeromycota, Glomeromycetes, Glomerales, Glomeraceae. The record is from the annotation of a GenBank genome assembly.
AAGUAUCAAAAAACUGUUUCAAAAACUUAUGGUAAAAAUCAUGAACCUGAUAUCUCUUCAGAUGAAGCUGAGGACAUUAUUACUAUCCUGAAAACUUCUAAACUGAAUAAACAUAAAAAUCACAAAUCUAAUAGCUUUUAUUAUAAAAUCAAAUCGCAAGACAAAAAUGUAGAUAAUAUAAAAGUUGUAUCAGAACAUAAUAUUGUAAAAAAGAAACCAAGAAAAAAUGAAGCUUUCAAUUUAACUGGCAGCAAUAAUGAUAGUAUAUACAGGCAUAAGUUCAUACAAUUCAUCACGAAUUAUCAAUUCAUUUCCUUUACAAAUAUAGUACUUCAGAUUGUGAACGAUUUGUAUUCUUCUACACUAGAAAUUACCUUGCAACAAUAUGAAAGUUUGGAUCAUGAUUAUUUAUUUACAUUAUCUGAUAAACAACAAACAUCAAAAUCAAAUAAUAUUGAUGAUGUUUUAAUAUCUAAUAAACAACAGUCUUCAGCAUUAAAUUUUACCAGCAAUACCAAUAACACCACCUCUUUAAUUGGUCUAUUCAAAAAUGAUCUUGAAAUUUAUAUGUUUUUCAUAUAUCGGCCAGAUCUCAUAAAUUUAACUUUAAACAUGAUAAAAGCAAAUGGUCACGAAUUCACAAUUGUUCAAGAAAAACAUACCAAAUUUAAUAUACUUUCAGAAAAGGAGAAACUUUUGAAUAAAGAAGUUAUUAAUAAUAUUAAAAAUUUAAAUUAUAUGACAGCUGAUAUGAAAAUAUUUGCAGCAGAUGGAAGAGAUGUAUUACAACAGUUGGAUAUUAAAUUAUUGCUUAAUUUGAAAUAG